AUGCCUUGUCGAGACACAGCCAGCGGAAACAAAGAGCUGGAAAUUCAUCAAGCUCUUUUGAACUCCGGGUAUUGUGGUGCAGUAUUCAGAGACCAUCGGAAAGAAAAUCUUCAAGUAGAUCGCCACUCUUUGACGCCCGAUGCAAAAAAAGUAAUCCCUUUCCCCGGGAAAAUCCCACUUCAUUAUCGCCCGUCCCACAUAAAAGUAUUCGACUCGGUAUUGAGGAUGCUAAAGAACGCUACUUGUUGA
Molecule: messenger RNA, 249 nt
Organism: Leptosia nina
Lineage: Eukaryota; Metazoa; Arthropoda; Insecta; Lepidoptera; Pieridae
Source: the annotation of a GenBank genome assembly